AUGAAAGGUAAGUAUUUAAUUAAUUACUAUAUAAUUAAUAGUACAUAUAUAUUAUGAUUAUGAAAUAUAUAUUAUAUUUAAGAAAAAAAACCUGAAUAUUACUUAACUUUAAGAAAUGGAAUGAGUUUUUUUUUAAUUCGAUUCAUCUAUUGUAAACAUCAAGAUAUUUUUAUUUUGAAAAUUGAAAUUUUCCGUUAAAGCUUGUGUGUUUAUUUUGAAAAUUUCUAGCUUGUUCUAUGUGUUUGCUUCGGAGAAAUAUAAAUGUAAAUGACAAUGAUUGAAGUGGUUGAAUAGAAUUUUAUAGUAAUACGUAUGAUUUAUAUUUUAUAAGUUCGUUUAAAGAUAUUAAUUGAAAAAAAGUCAUAAAUUGUAAUAAAAAAUUCUUUUAUCGAUAUGUUUGUUAUGUGAAAUAUUAAUUACUUAUGGAUUACUUUGGUAAUAGUAUAUACUAGUUCUUAAUUGAACAAAUUUUAUAUUUUAUAUGUUUAAUGACAUAACAUUGAUAAUUUUCUUUACUUUUUUCUUUAGCUAUUUUUAUUUUUAAAUCUUACAAUUAGCAUUACAUCAUAUUCGAUGUAUUUACUUUGCCGAGUUUGUAAAAAAACUGAAAUAAUAUUAUUUAAUUUCAAAUUUUUGUUUCAUGCGAUAACUUAUUUCCCAGUUGACUUGUUUAGCUAAUGUAAAUAAUUUUUAUCUUGUUAGAGUAUAAAUGUGGACGACUCGUCGUUGAAGGAAAAACUAAAAAAGUGUACGAAGUUCUAAACUUCUCUUCUUUGUAUCUCUUGCAAAGCAAAGAUCGUAUUACUACUGCAGAUGGUGAAAAAUCUCAUGAUCUAAAAGGAAAAGCUGCGAUUAGCACAGCUACCUCAGCUAAAGUUUUUCAAUUGCUAAAUGAAGCUGGAAUAAGAACUGCUUUUAUGGAAGUAGUAAAUGACACUGCUUUUAUUGCACAAAAAUGUGAUAUGGUGCCAAUAGAAUGGGUCACUAGAAGAUUAGCUACUGGUAGUUUUUUAAAAAGGCAUCAAGGAGUUCCAGAAGGACAUCGAUUUAAUCCACCAUUACAAGAAACAUUCUUUAAAGAUGAUGCUAAUCACGAUCCGCAAUGGUCAGAGGAACAAGUUAUUUCUGCUGGUUUUAAAUUGAAUGGUCUUACAAUAGGGAAAUAUGAAUUUGACAUUAUGCAACGUACUGCUCUUGUUGUAUUUGAAAUUUUGGAAAAGUCAUGGGGAACUAGAAAUUGUGCUCUCAUUGAUAUGAAAAUAGAAUUUGGUGUGAGUGAAAAUCAUGAAAUUAUGGUAGCAGACGUAAUUGACAGUGAUUCUUGGAGGCUUUGGCCGUCUGGAGAUAAGAGAUUAAUGAAAGAUAAACAGGUAUAUAGAAAUUUAGCUACUGUAACUCAAGAAGAUUUGGAUACUGUAAAACGUAAUUUUAAAUGGGUAGCAGAUCAACUUGAUUUCUUCAUUCCAACAACAAGUAGUCUUGUUGUUAUUUUAAUGGGAUCACUUUCUGACAAAGAUCAUUGUGAAACAAUAGCAAAGCAUGCAAAGUCUUUAGGUUUAAAAGUUCAACUUCGUGUAUGCAGUGCUCAUAAAGGUACUCGAGAAACAUUGCAUAUUCUUGCAGAAUACGAAGGUACAAAGGUGGUGUUAAUAGCUGUAGCAGGGAGAAGUAACGGAUUAGGUCCAGUGCUUUCUGGCAACACAUCUCUGCCUGUUAUUAAUUGCCCACCUUUUAAGCCAGAAAACAUUUCGCAAGAUUUGUGGUCGUCCAUCAAUGUUCCAUCAGGAAUUGGAUGCACCACAGUUGCUUCUCCUGAAAGUGCAGCAUUAGCAGCUGCUCAAAUUCAUGCACUGCAUGAUCAUUUGGUUUGGGCACGCCUACGAGUAAAACAAUUAAAAAAUUACAUCACUUUAAAGCAAGCUGAUGCUAAACUAAAAAAUCUUGUUGUGUAA
Molecule: messenger RNA, 1952 nt
Organism: Heterotrigona itama
Lineage: Eukaryota; Metazoa; Arthropoda; Insecta; Hymenoptera; Apidae
Source: the annotation of a GenBank genome assembly